Rhinolophus ferrumequinum (greater horseshoe bat) is the source of this 1761-nucleotide messenger RNA. RefSeq lists its product as uncharacterized. The record is from RefSeq and is a predicted model, not a curated record. The transcript has 9 exons. The coding region runs from base 7 to 1266 and encodes 419 amino acids. NCBI's taxonomy places the organism in Eukaryota, Metazoa, Chordata, Mammalia, Chiroptera, Rhinolophidae.
UGGAUCAUGCUUGAGCUCCUCCCUGCUCUGGCGCUCCUGGGAGCGCUGGCCACCCCCGCAGGGACCUCCAGGACGUGUCCAGACUGCUCUUUGCUGGGAAACUGCACAGAGAUAACCUGUCCUCCUGCCCAGGACUCCUGCUUGUUCAGCCAGAUGCAGCUGGAAAAUGGGACUCUCAUCAAGAACGGAUCAUGUGUGUCCCCUCGGGAAUGCCGUGAAGGUGUCUAUGCCUUGACCUAUGGCCCCCACUCAAGUUUCUGGGUCAUCACGGCCUGUUGUGACAACUGCAGCCAGGUUACCCAACCAGAGGCAGGACCCAAAGCCCAGCCCAAUGGGGUGAAGUGUCAUUACUGUUCUGGGGAUAAGUCGGCUCCGUGUGACUCCACCGGAGUCAUGAACUGCACCGGAAACCAGACUGUGUGUGUCACUCUCAACGGGACAUGGAGCGGAGGGGCUCCCCAAAUCCUGAAGGGAUGUGCUACACCAGAUUUCUGCAGCCUGCAAGUGAACACCACCCUGGGCCUGGAAGCAUCUGGAUUUCAUCUCACCACCUGGCCUGAAUGCAAUUACGGGGCUCCACCCACUCAGCCAGGUCCCCAUGCAACUUUGACCCACACCAAGGCCAAGGUCACCACCACCUGUUUCACCUGCUCAGACCUCCACCAUUGUGACCCUCUCUUCUGCCCGGCAGAUAGGAACUACUGCCUUCAGACGGCGGGCAUCCUGGCUUUAGGCGAAGGUGACUCUGUUGCCUGGAGAAAUGGUUCCUGCGUGGCCUCUGAGGACUGCAAAUUUGACAAGUCCAUCUCUGCCCUGUCCUACAGUAUUGGCUUUGGCUUCUGGGUCAACACCACCUGUUGCCAAGGCAACUGCCAGGAACCCAGUCCUCUUGCAACUCUGCCAGCCUCACGCACCCUGAGCAAGUUUCUAUGUCCUACGUACGCCGAGGGCUGGCUGGGGCUCUACAAUUCCUCCUUCUACAUGCAGUGUCCCAGUGGGGAGACCGAGUGUGUGCAGCUGGACCUGGUGUCUGAAGAAGGCGGUCGGAACAUGAGCCUGUGCGGCUGCGGCUCCGGAGACCUGUGCAGUGCCCCGGGGAUCGAGGGGCUCCUGGCGCUCCCUGGCCACCGGCUGGCCGGCCGGCCCGACUGCAGCUCCAGCCAACGUGCUGUCAUCGACCCCAAGUGCCAGUCAGGCUCAGCACCUGGCCUCCCCCUUGCCCUGCCGGUGCUGGUGGCCACCCUGGUCACCGCAACACUCUUCUGAGUAAUCACUCUUCACCCACCCUCUCCGGGGAGACUCCUCUUGUUCCGAAGGUCUCUAGAUGGCGCCCUGGCUCCCCUCUACUAGAGCACUUGUAAGGGGCCUGGAAGCUUCUAGUGAGAAAGUCAGGAACCAGGGGUGAGCCUCCUCCCUCAGAUUAGGGCUUCCCCAAGCCUGGUCCCCUUUCCUCACACCAGGGCCCCAGAGGCUAUACCUCCUUCCUCAGACUAGAGACACCUUUAUGGUUACACAUUCUUCUCCAGAUUGGGAGUCCCAAAGAAUAAGCCUAAGCAUCCUUCCUCAAACUAGGGUGUCCCCAACACCAGGCUACUCCCUCAGAGUAGGACUGUGUCUCUCUUCAGAACAUCGGGAAACAACUUCUUUCUCCCUCUUUAGGGUCUAGCAAAGUCCUCGGCAGCCACGGUGGGGCUUGAGGAUCAAAUACACCCCCUUCCCAGGCUUUUAGAAUGCCCGUUGCACCCCCACCAGGGGCACCCU